CUUCCGAACUCUUUGCAACUUUUUGAAUGCGAUUUUGUCAAUUGUGCAGGUGUAAAGCUAUACUAUUUCGAACUUGAGAGGCCCUUGCGAAUUACCAUCGAUAACCCAUCCUAAUUCGACAAGUCUACCUAUGCGAGCACACCUCUUGCAUGAGAGACAAGGUGCACAACACCAUCGUGUGAAGUCGCAAAGUGUUGGAGAUACCGAAAGUUGUCAAUCUACAUAAACCCAACCACCAAUUUAUAUUAAAAGCGCCAAAGAGCUAUCGAAUAUCGCGGACAACGACAGUGACACGAAGCAGCCCAGCCAUUGGAGACCUUGGGUGUUGAGGAACACAGAAACAGCGGCAUAGAUAAUCUACAUAUUCUCACAUCAUGUUCGCCCCUACGCUCCGCAGCCUCUUCAUGAGGUUGCCCUCGACCACCACUCCUCUCUGCCGAUUCACGCCCCACCCCUCCACCACCACCACCACCACCACCAUCGCAGCAGCCACAUCCUCCUCCUCCCCCUCCUCUCUCAUCCGCUCCCUCCACACAACCCCCAACCAAAAUGCCAAGUCCGGCGGCGCCGGCAUCAAAGGCGGAUCCAAAGGCGGUUCGGGCGGGAAAAAGCGGAAGAAGAAGGGAAAAGGGGAGGCGCCGGACCCGCGAAUCCUGAACCUGAAGUCGUCGAUGCCGCGCGCGGUCCCCUCGCCGCUGCGCUUCGCCCGCAACCGCGCGCUCCGCCACUGGACGAUCCACCGCGCCUGGCUGCUGUACCAGCGCAAGGAGCGCGAGCGCGAGGCGCACGAGUUGGAGCGGAUGUACCAGUCGAUGCACAACGCCUGCGAGGAGCUGCGCAAGACGAGUGGGCCGGGAACGCGCGACGAGGGGUUCCUGUAUCGCGUGGCGAUGGAGAAGAAGGGCAUGUACGGACACGGCGUCGUGCCGAUCGAGUACGCGCGGGCCCAGACCGAGACGCCGGCUCGUGAGCCCUGGAACCACGACUGGACGCGCUAGGGGCUGUGAUGUAGAUACUAUACAUACCUACAUAUGUACCAAGAUAUAUGCCUACCUGACUUGAACCUACUUGGCCGCCCAUGCCAACUUUCUCAAAGGUUGUUGUGGAAAUUACCUGACUUUGGGUAGGCAGAGUUUGUAACCGACAUAGGUAUCAUGAUAUUUGCG
Molecule: messenger RNA, 1166 nt
Organism: Hypoxylon fragiforme
Lineage: Eukaryota; Fungi; Ascomycota; Sordariomycetes; Xylariales; Hypoxylaceae
Exons: 2
Coding region: 375-998 (207 amino acids)
Biological process (GO): mitochondrial translation
Molecular function (GO): structural constituent of ribosome
Source: RefSeq, a predicted model, not a curated record